Hemisphaericaspora subhashii is the source of this 1941-nucleotide messenger RNA. RefSeq names its product syntaxin-binding protein. Gene Ontology annotation, cellular component: Golgi membrane; cytosol. The transcript has a single exon. Bases 1 to 1941 code for a protein of 646 amino acids. Lineage: Eukaryota; Fungi; Ascomycota; Pichiomycetes; Serinales; Debaryomycetaceae. The record is from RefSeq and is a predicted model, not a curated record. Gene Ontology annotation, biological process: endoplasmic reticulum to Golgi vesicle-mediated transport; intracellular protein transport. Gene Ontology annotation, molecular function: syntaxin binding.
AUGUCAUCAAUUGCGCCUUCGAAUUUGCGAGAUAGACAAAUCGAGAUCUUGGAGCAUAUGCUUCAUUUAAAUAAAGAAGGAUCAGCCGAUUUGACACUUGCUUCAAAAAGUGAAGAAAUUAUUUGGAAAGUUUUGGUAUUGGAUAAUAAAUCAAGAGGUGUAAUAUCUUCCGUAUUAAGAGUGAAUGAUUUAUUAAGAUGUGGAAUCACCGUCCAUUCUUUAAUCAAUUCAAAUAGAUCUCCAUUGCCUGACGUUCCUGUCAUUUAUUUUGUUGAACCAACAAUUGAAAAUAUAUUGCAAAUUAUUGAUGAUCUUAAUCAAGAUAAAUAUGAUUCAUUUUAUAUAAAUUUUACCACUUCAAUCAAUAGAGAACUCUUGGAGGAAUUUGCUAAGAAAGUUUCUGUUUCAGGAAAAUCUUUCAAAAUUAAACAAGUUUAUGAUCAAUAUCUUGAUUUUAUUGUUACUGAACCAAAUUUAUUUUCAUUAAAUUUACCUCGAAUUUUCACAAGAUUUAAUACCGCUGGAACUGAUGAAGAUACAAUUCAUCAAUUGGUCGAUAGGAUUGCUCAAGGUUUACUUUCAACUAUUAUAGCUAUGGAUACUGUCCCAGUAAUACGGGCACAACAACAUGGACCGGCAGAAUUUGUAGCUUCUCAAUUGGAUUUGAAACUAAGAGACUACUUGAGCAAUUCAAGAAAUACUGGAGCCGGUAGUAGUCAAUCGAUACAUCAGAGACCUGUUUUGAUAUUGUUGGAUAGGAACUUUGAUUUAACUUCGAUGUUUUCCCAUUCAUGGAUUUAUCAAUGUAUGGUUAGUGAUGUUUUCACAUUACAAAGGAAUACCAUCAAGAUUAGAAAAUAUACAAAGGAAUCAACAGAUCCAUCUAUAAAGAGUUAUGAUGUUGAUCCUAGAGAUUUCUUCUGGAAUAAAUAUUCUCAAUUACCAUUUCCAGAUGUGGUAGAGAAUGCAGAUGCCGAAUUGAAUGCUUAUAAAAAUGAUGCAAAAGAAGUUACCAGUAAGACAGGUCUUAGUUCUUUACAUGAUAUCGAUCCAAAUGCCAAUGAUACCGCCAAUAUCCAACAAGCAGUUGAGAAAUUACCUGAAUUGACUGCAAGAAAAGCAACUCUAGAUAUGCAUAUGGAUAUAUUAGCAGCACUUAUUAGUGAAUUACAAGCUAAAACUUUGGAUAAAUUUUUCGAAAUUGAACAAAAUGCAAAUGAUCCCAAAGAAUUGAAGGAAUUCCUUGAUUUAUUGCCAAUAGACAGUGAAAGAGAUAGUUCCUCAGAUAAAUUGCGUACUUUAAUUAUAUUGACAUUAGUUGCUGAUGUAGGGUCAGAGUAUGUCUCUAAAGCCAAACAAAUUUUUAGAGAUAAAUAUCCCCAUAUUGACUUGUCAGCUCUUGAUUAUAUUCUUAAAUUCAAGGAAAAUUCAAAGUUGGCCAACUUAACUUCGUUAAGUAAUAGUGCAUCACAAAAGAACUCUUAUAACAAUCAACAAGCAAACUUGAAUUCAUCGGCUCUUUUAAGUGGGUUAUCAUCGAAAUUGUAUGGAUUAACUGAAGGUAGAAUUUCAGAAGGAUUAAGUUCUAUAGCAACAAGAAUAAAGAGUUUUAUCCCAGAAAAGAAACAAUUACCAAUCACUAAUAUAAUUGAAGCAAUUAUGGAACCAAAUAAUGCUUCGGCAAAUUAUGUUCAAUUAACCGAUGAAUAUUUAUAUUUGGAUCCAAAAUCAAGAGGGGGUCAUUCAAAACCACCAAGAAGGCAAUCCUAUCAAGAAGCGUUUGUAUUUGUUGUUGGAGGAGGUAACUAUCUAGAAUAUCAAAACUUACAAGAAUGGGCUUCUGAACCGGGGAAGUCACCCAGGAAAGUUGUAUAUGGAAGCACGGACAUUAUUUCUCCAACUGGCUUCAUAGAAGAAUGUAAUGAGUUGGGCAAAAACUAG